Botrytis deweyae is the source of this 1137-nucleotide messenger RNA. RefSeq lists its product as uncharacterized. NCBI's taxonomy places the organism in Eukaryota, Fungi, Ascomycota, Leotiomycetes, Helotiales, Sclerotiniaceae. The coding region runs from base 1 to 1137 and encodes 378 amino acids. The transcript is spliced from 5 exons. The record is from RefSeq and is a predicted model, not a curated record.
AUGUCCUCCACACCCCCCACAACGACAAAACUGGAGCUGCGCACAGCCUAUGGUCCUGUCUAUCGCGAUGUACUCAACACACCACCUCGUCCUUGCACUGAUACAGAGAUUCCUAUCAUUGAUCUUUCGAAUAUAAAUUCUCCUAAUUUGAGCGAUCGUCAAGCAUUAGCUGCAGAAGUACGUGCUGCGGCGGUGGGGACGGGGUUCUUUUAUGUGAAGAAUCAUGGUAUUGAAGAGACAGUUAUUCAGAAGGCAAAAGAGCAGGCUUUGAGUUUCUUCAAACAGCCAUACGAAGAAAAAGCAAAGAUAGACAAAAGUCAUUCCCGUUACUUUAAUGGCUACAUGGGAUUAAAAAGUUCAAACAUAAGCCCCGGAGAAAGUGUAGAUGUCAAAGAAUCCAUUGCCUGGCGCUACGAGCCCGAAAAUGAUCCAGAUCACCCCCAGCCCCUUUCAUCCAUCCCCUCGGAGGUAAAACCCUGGAUCCGAGGCGAACCCUUCGUCUGGGAAGGAACUUCGCAUCUUCCCAAUUUCAAAACCGACACUCUCGCCUAUUGGAAAUCCUGUCUCUCACUCGCGCGCAAACUCGUCCGAGUCUUCGCUCUCAGUCUCUCCCUCCCAGAAGACUAUUUCGAUUCCCGCGUUACCUACCCAGGAGCAGAUGGCCUCUACAAUUACUACCCGCCCAGUACCGAAGCCGAAAGAUCAAACAACAGUGUAGGACUCGGUUCUCAUACCGAUCUCCAACUUUUUACUCUCCUCUGGCAAGAUAUGAUAGGCGGUCUCCAAGUAUUAAACAAAGAAGGUCAAUGGAUCAUGGCGGUUCCAGUGGAAGGAACGAUAGUUGUUAAUAUUGGCGAUUUUAUGAUGAGACUUUGCAAUGAUAUGUAUAAGAGUACCGUUCAUCGAGUUUACAACCGAGCAACCGUGGAGAGAAUUUCCAUGCCGUUUUUCUUCGGACUCAAUUUCAAUUGUGUCGAAGGUGUAAUCUCUACUUGUACUGAUGAGAAUAAUCCUCCGAAAUAUGAACCGAUAUCUUGUGGUGAUUGGUGUCAACUUAGGUUCAAAUUGGAGAAUGAUGAGUUCAAAGAGAAGGCUGCACUGGCGAAAGCACCCAGUGCUGUUGUUGUCAAGGCUUAA